AUGUAUUGGUCAACCAACCAACCUGAACUGACGGAGAAAAAGAUCGCCAUGGCAGCCAAAGCAUUCAAGACCAACAUUGCGGUUUAUACCAAUCCACAGCAUGACCUAUGGAUAGGAGAAGCCACACCGACACUGCAAAGUGUCCAGAAUGCUGAGGACCUUAAGGAAGGACAAGUGACUGUCGCUAUCAGGAGCACAGGCAUCUGCGGAUCAGACAUCCACUUCUGGAAGCAUGGCUGUAUAGGUCCCAUGAUAGUCUCUGGAGACCACAUCCUCGGCCACGAGUCUGCUGGUGAGGUGAUCGCGGUCCAUCCAAGCGUCAAAACACUCAAAGUCGGCGACCGGGUAGCCGUCGAGCCGGGAAUACCAUGCGGGCAUUGCGAGCCGUGCCUAACGGGACGAUACAAUGGAUGCGAAAGUGUCGAAUUCCUGUCCACGCCGCCGGUGCCAGGUUUGUUACGGCGCUACGUUAACCACCCCGCUGUGUGGUGCCAUCCUAUUGGCGACAUGACAUACGAGGAAGGCGCUUUACUCGAGCCGCUGUCUGUGGCUCUCGCGGGCUUGCAGCGUGCUGAUGUCCGGCUGGGAGAUCCCGUUCUCGUGUGCGGCGCGGGGCCCAUCGGGUUGGUGACAUUGCUGUGUUGCCGCGCGGCUGGAGCGUGCCCGCUGGUCAUUACGGAUCUCGACGAGGGCCGAUUACGGUUCGCCAAGGAGAUUUGCCCGCAGGUAGUCACACACAAGGUUGAACCAGAAAAGUCAGCAGAGGAGCUGGCAAAGGCGAUCAUCUCAGAAAGCUUUGGCGGAAUCGAGCCAGCGGUAGCGAUGGAGUGCACAGGAGCCGAGAGCAGCAUCGCGGCGGCGGUAUGGUCAGUCAAGUUUGGCGGCAAGGUGUUUGUGAUUGGGGUUGGCAAGAACGAGAUCCAGCUGCCGUUCAUGCGGGCCAGCGUGCGUGAGGUUGACUUGCAAUUCCAGUACAGGUACAGCAACACGUGGCCGCGGGCGAUCCGGCUGGUGCAGAACGGUGUCAUCGACCUCAAGAAGCUGGUGACGCAUCGCUUCUCUCUAGAAGAUGCCCUGCAGGCGUUUGCGACGGCUUCUGACCCCAAGAAUGGGGCAAUUAAGGUGCAGAUUCAAAGCUUUGAGUAA
Thermochaetoides thermophila DSM 1495 is the source of this 1146-nucleotide messenger RNA. RefSeq names its product dehydrogenase-like protein. The transcript is spliced from 2 exons. Gene Ontology annotation, biological process: D-sorbitol catabolic process. The record is from RefSeq and is a predicted model, not a curated record. Gene Ontology annotation, molecular function: L-iditol 2-dehydrogenase (NAD+) activity. Bases 1 to 1146 code for a protein of 381 amino acids. Lineage: Eukaryota; Fungi; Ascomycota; Sordariomycetes; Sordariales; Chaetomiaceae.